Messenger RNA from Blastocystis hominis, 1734 nucleotides. RefSeq lists its product as hypothetical. Gene Ontology annotation, molecular function: U3 snoRNA binding; protein binding. Lineage: Eukaryota; Bigyra; Opalinata; Blastocystidae. Gene Ontology annotation, biological process: endonucleolytic cleavage to generate mature 5'-end of SSU-rRNA from (SSU-rRNA, 5.8S rRNA, LSU-rRNA); endonucleolytic cleavage in 5'-ETS of tricistronic rRNA transcript (SSU-rRNA, 5.8S rRNA, LSU-rRNA). Bases 1 to 1734 code for a protein of 577 amino acids. The transcript has a single exon. The record is from RefSeq and is a predicted model, not a curated record. Gene Ontology annotation, cellular component: nucleolus; 90S preribosome.
AUGUGCUUUGUGACCAUGCCCGGAGGAAAAGAAAUGAUAACGGCUAGUCGAAAUCAACUAAUCCGCGUGUGGGAUAUUGAAAGCCACACGAUGCUGAGAGCUUGGAAGGCCCACGAUGCUCCUGUUGCUGCUAUGGCGAUUGAUCCCUCUGGAAAGUUGCUGGUAACAGGUAGCGGCGAUCACACAGCGAAGGUAUGGGACAUCGAGAAAGGGUACUGCACACACAACUUCCGACACCCAUUUGGUGUGGUUCACUUGGUGGCAUUCACGAAAACGAGCCAUCCUCUCUAUGUUGUGACUUGCUGCGAUGACCAGCUCAUUCGGAUCUGGGAUUUAUAUGAAGAAAAGGAGAAGCAGCUUCUGAAAGAGCUGAAAGGUCAUUUAAACAGCGUGACAAGCCUCUGUAUAACUGAAAACAAUUUGCUGCUCUCCACUUCGCGAGAUAAGACCGUGAUUUUGUGGAGCUUGCUCACCGGAGAGGAAAUAAAAACCAUCGUUGUGUACGAGGCGAUCGAAUCGAUCCUCCAGCUUCCUCCCUCGUUCUAUCCCUCCCUGGGAAUCACGCUCGAAAAGAGCAAAAAGGUCACUCUGCAGAGCUACUUCGUGCUCGCAGGAGACCAGGGAGUUCUCCAUCUCUACCGCUGUCUGGCUUCUCUAAACAAGGGCACGCUAAGUUACUCCUUCGAGGAAGUGCAGUCCUCCUUCGGAGACAACGAAAUCACCUUCUAUAAGCGCGAAAUGGAGCCUUCCACCGAGCGAAACAAGGAAUACUAUGCGUCCUUGUUUGUGCUGAAAGACCUCAUCAUUGCCGAGGCUGCGAACUGCAUCUUGGGCGUUACAAACAGCAAUAAUUUCAAAGUGUUUGUCCCUGAUCAGAAGCGUUUGCGUUACGAUCACACCAUCAUCGGCAACAACGACGAAGUCGUCGAUCUCUGCUACGUAGGCGACUCGAAUCACCUCGCCGUGGCCACCAACAGCUACGAGUUGCGACUUUUCUUCAUCCCCACAUUCGCUUCGAACCUCCUCUACGGUCAUCGCGACACCAUUCUCUCCGUGAAGGCCACUGCCAACGGAGCGUUCCUUCUCACCACCUCCAAAGACAAAACCGUGCGGUUGUGGCACCGAGAUUCGCACAUGUGCAUCGCCGUCUGCGAGGGACACUUCCAGGAAGUCUCGUGCGGAGCGCUCUCGCAGCGUCCCCGAGCGCUGGCGCGCUCGUUGCUGUCGCUCAUCUACGGCAGCGCUCUGAAGAAGGACUGCAACCACACGUUCCCCGCGGGGGAGACAGAGAAAACGCUCAAACUGCUGCUGGAGCGGGAGGAGAAUUGCGAGAUUCCGUCGUUUUGGGUGAGUGGAAGCGAGGACAAAACGCUGAAGCUGUGGGAUCUGGAGAGCAUCACGGACGGCGUUCUGCACGGCGCCAAGGUCACCGUGAAAGCGCACGAUAAGAGCAUCAACGCGGUGUGCGUGGCGCCGAACGACAAGCUGGUGGCGAGCUGCUCGAUGGACAAAACCAUCAAACUGUGGAGCUUGCCGCAGUUGUCGCUGGUGCACACGCUCAAGGGACACCGCAAGGGAGUGUGGGACAUCUCCUUCUCGACGAUCAACAGCGUCCUGCUGAGCAGUAGCGGGGAUCAGACGAUCCGCGUGUGGAACGUUCGCGACGGCUCCACGCUCUACACGAUCGAAGGCUUUGAUCACAGCGUCGGUUUCGGGAGUGGAUGUGACGUCUAG